Messenger RNA from Zootermopsis nevadensis, 1712 nucleotides. RefSeq lists its product as uncharacterized. The record is from RefSeq and is a predicted model, not a curated record. NCBI's taxonomy places the organism in Eukaryota, Metazoa, Arthropoda, Insecta, Blattodea, Termopsidae.
GUGUCCUUACGACAAACAACAGAACUCGCCGUUAGCCAGCCAUGUGUCGAAAGGUUCUGGCUGUGCUAUUGGCCAGCCAUGUCUUUCUGAUACGUCCGGCCAGUCAGCUUUCGGUCACAGGCAGCAAUGUGGACAUGAACCACUCUUGCACUAACUCCAGGGCCAAGCUAUGCGCCAAGAGCAGUCACACUACGUCCUCUGCUGCUGACACUGUCACUGGAAGUGAAGGAAAUCGUGGACAGGGCAGGAGUUUUAUGGGAUCUGCGAAGAGACCGGUAUACCCAGACGGAAGAAGAAUCUACAGGCCUUCAGCUGUCCAUCGCCCAUCUUACCCCCAGCAGAUCCGACGGUAUCCAGCGUACAGAGCACAAGAUAGGUUCCAACCAAGUGAGGUGGGCUACAGACCGAAGAGGCCAAGUUCACAACCCGAACCACAACCACCAAGUUCUGCUUCGUCAUUUAUGCAAGGCACAGGAAGCAAACCGAGUCAACCCUUGGUCGCAGACCAACCUGACAAACCACAAACUAAUUCUCCAGCAGAUUCCUAUAUGCCUAUGUCAAAUUCUGAGCCCUCUGACGGGUCUGACAUAUCCCCUCCCGGGAUGUACGUGGGAGAAGUGCAAGAAACAUCGCCCAAAGUACCGGCCAUGGACCAGACAGCUCCCCCUAGUGAAUCGUCUGAAGAUUCGUACUUCCCUUCCCCACCAAAAUAUCCCCAUCACCACGGUGAUUUACAUGACUAUGUAUAUGUCGAUUACGAUCCUACUUUACACGAACACAAACCACACGAACACCAUCAUAUGUAUUAUGACAAUUCUUACUAUCAUGCACCUCAAUUAAACAACACAUACCAACUUCCACCAGAAAAUAACACUUACCAGCCCAUGCAAAGUAUGGAAGAAAACAGGAAUAAAAAGCCGUACACAUAUUACUACAUAGGUCGAAAACUGUGGUACAUCCCUCUAUAUUUCAGCGUAUACUUCAUCGUUUAUAUAACUUCACUACUCGUGAAAUCCAUUGCAAGACAUAAGAUCAGAUUCCCCGCCAGUUACUGGGCGGGGGGCUAUGCAAGAGCUCUAGGCAACGAGCUCAACAAGAAACGACUUGAAAUGAUCACAGGAUAUAUCACAAAAGCUCUGGAAAAAUUUGGAAAGCGUUACGAAUGAGCACUGUAAUUUCGUGGCUGGAGUAUUAACUUCAUGACCUCUAACACCACAGCACACAAUAAAAGACACUCUUCAAAUUCCCGGGCGGAAUCAAACCCCCUGAUCCCAGAUUUUGAAAGCUUCGGACUCGCGGCCAUUGGGGAACACAUUCUUGACUCUACAAACGGAAAAUAACUAGUGACUGCGAACGUAAGAAGCCAUCAGUCUUUAAAUAUUGGUCUCCAGUCCUCUGCAAACCGCGGAACCAACAUCAGGAAGCAGCAUCAGACAAAAGAAGUUUAAUCUUUAAAGCACAAGGCUCAUCUAAAUAAUAUUUAAUAAUUCAGUCCGUAUCUCAAAGAAAACAUAAGCCGUCUCCAUUACAAUUAUCUAAUGUUAAUGCUGUUUAUGUAAAUAAUGGCAUUUUAUUCUUAGAAUUGUAUGAAUCGUUGAAUGUUAAUGUACGUGGUGUACAUAGGCACCACUAGAUUUUAAAUAGUCAAAUUAAAUGCAGAACUUGGCGUCUUACAAUAACCACAGACAAUCAUCGAAAAAUUGUCUGUUAAC